UCCGGCGGGGCGACGGGCGGCGGGGGUCUCCGGAGCGCGUCCCCCCACCGUAAUGCCUACGAGGCCACCAUCCAGGCCCUGGCGCCCACAAAGGAGGCCGAUGGCGAAGAUGGCAAGAAAAGCCGGGGUAAGAAGUAUGGCUCCAAUGUUCACCGUAUCAAGAACAUGUUCCUGCAGAUGGGGACGGCGCCCGGCCCCGAGGGCACCUGCGACCUGGCCAAGGCCAAGGAGAAGCCUGUCCGUCUCUCCUUGCCCCGGGCUGGUAGCCUCAGCGAUAGCAUGGACCAGGGCAACCUCCUCAAGCUGGGCACCAGUGUCUCGGAGAGGGUCAGCCGCUUCGACUCCAAGCCUGACAAACCCUUCUCCAAGCUGCAGGAGACCCGUAAGAUCUUCGAGAGGAGCCCGCAGGAGAAGGCCACCACCACCAAGCUCUUGCUACGUAAGGAACGAGCCGGUUUCCAGGACCGUAAGCUGGACGUGGUGGUGAGGUUCAAUGGCAGCACCGAAUCCUUGGACAAGCUGGACACCGAAGCUGUCUCGCCCACCGUCAGCCAGCUCAGUGCUGUCUUUGAGAAGGCCGACCUCCGUAACAACCUCCAUAAGGCGCCAGGGCGAGCGGGAGGACCGCUCAAUGCCAAGGUGGUGGGCAAGCGACCUCGGGUGUUCUUGCCGAGCCCCGAGGCUGGACGGUCGGGUGAUGAAGAGGAGAAGACAGCGGGGAAGACUACCCGGCCGGCGGAGAAGGAGACAGCCGCCCCGCGGGUGCAGGAGGUCUGCAAGAUCAAGCCGGUGGAGGUGGAGGAGAGCGGUGAGGCCGAGGAGGAGGAGGAAGAGGAGGCGACGGCGACGGGUGAACCGGUGCCUGCGCCCCAACCGGCCAAGGGGGACGAGGGUCCGGUGCCUGCUGCCCCCCGGCUGGAAGGGGGCUCGGGGGCGGCUGCGGGCGAGGAGGGCGUCGAGGGCGUCAAGGGCGAGCGGGCAGAGGAGGGCGAUGCCUACGAGGAGGCCAAGAAGGAGGACUUCUCUGAGGCGGACCUGGUGGACAUAAGUGCCUACAGCGGGCUCGGGGAGGACUCGGGGGGCAGCGGGCUGGAGGAGGAGGAGGAGGCCGAAGGGCUGUAUGAGCCCGAGUCGGGUUGCGUGGAGAUUCCCGGGCUGUCCGAAGAAGAGGAGCCCGUCCCCAACCGCAAGAUCCAGUUCAGCACGGCCCCCAUCCAGGUCUUCAGCACUUACUCCAACGAAGACUAUGACCGCCGCAAUGAAGACGUCGACCCCAUGGCUGCAUCGGCUGAGUAUGAGCUGGAGAAGAGGGUGGAGCGGCUCGACCUCUUCCCUGUGGAGCUGGAGAAAGACUCCGAAGGGCUGGGGAUCAGCAUCAUCGGCAUGGGUGCGGGGGCUGACAUGGGCCUGGAGAAGCUGGGCAUCUUCGUCAAGACGGUGACAGAGGGUGGGGCGGCCCACCGGGAUGGCAGGAUCCAGGUGAACGAUCUCAUUGUGGAGGUGGACGGCACCAGCCUGGUGGGGGUGACGCAGAGCUUCGCCGCCUCUGUCCUCAGGAACACCAAGGGCCGCGUCCGGUUCCUCAUCGGGCGGGAGAAGCCGGGGGAGCAGAGCGAGGUGGCACAGCUGAUCCAGCAGACGCUGGAACAGGAGCGGUGGCAGCGGGAGAUGAUCGAGCAGCGCUACACCCAGUACACCGAGGAUGACGAGGAGACGGGCGAGUACGCCACAGACGAGGAGGAGGAGAUGAGCCCCAUGUUCCCCAGUGGUGAGAUGGCCAUCGAGGUGUUCGAGCUGGCUGAGAACGAGGACACGCUCUCCCCUGUGGAGAUGGACCCCGAAAAGCUGGUGCACAAAUUCAAGGAGCUCCAGAUCAAGCAUGCCGUCACCGAGGCCGAGAUCCAGCAGCUGAAGAGGAAGCUGCAGUGCCUGGAGCAGGAGAAGGCACGUUGGCGGGCCGAGAAGGCCCAGCUGGAGCAGAGCGUGGAGGAGAACAAGGAGCGGAUGGAGAAGCUGGAGGGGUACUGGAUGGAGGCGCAGAACCUUUGCCAGGCCGUGGACGAGCACCUCAAGGAGACGCAGGCCCAGUACCAGACCCUGGAGCGCAAGUACAGCAAGGCCAAGAGGCUCAUCAAGGAGUACCAGCAAAAGGAGAUCGAGUUCCUGAAGAAGGAGACAGCACAGCGGCGGGUGCUGGAGGAGUCGGAGUCGGUGCACAAGGAGGAGAUGGAGAAGCUGUCGCGGCCCAUGGGUUCCCGUCGCCUCUGGAUCCCAGGAUGGAUCGCAGCAGAUCUGCUCGGGCGCCGGCUCGCGCCAGCCCCCUGUCCCACCAUGUCGGUCUCCAAACUGCAGGACGCAGAUGAGGUUUUCGAUUUUACCGCUGUGGUUCCAGAGACGCCGCGCCUGGACAGCAGCCUGCAGAAGGAGGGGCUGGCGGGCCCCCCCUCGCCCAAGUCCUGCCACAGCUCCGACAGCUCGCCCGGCUUCGCCCGCCGCGACGCCCGGCCCCAGCGGCACAGCGAAGACGACAGCCGGGACAUGAGCCCCCCCGAGCCGGCCAGCCCCACCGUGGGGCUCGAUAAGAAAACACGGAGGAAAUUCUUGGAUUUGGGGGUGACCCUGCGCCGGGCCUCCUCCAGCAAGAGCCGGAAGGAGAAGGGCAGCAACCGCCUGUCCAUGGGCGGCAGGGAGGCGGUGGAGGGUCCUGGCCGCCCCUCGGGGUCACCCUUCCUGCCCUUCUCCUGGUUCUCGGACGGCGCAAGGGGCUCGGCCUCCCCCGGCUCCGCGUCACCUGCCGGCUCCCCCCGGCACGAGGGGCUCAGCCCCGCCAAAUCCGCCUCCCAGGACUCGACGCUGAGCGAGGACUCCCCACCGCCCAGCGCCAGCCCGCGCCUGCCCGGCCCCACCGCCACCAAGUGCUCCUACCCCUACCACACCCUGUCACAGUCCUCGGAUGAGUUCCUGGAUGAGCCCCCCGGUGCGGCUGCAGGCUGGACGUGCCGGCAGGUGGGACAGUGGCUGGAGAGCCUCAACCUGGAGCAGUACGUAGAGGAGUUCUCGGCCCACGGCGUCGAUGGUCCACGGCUGCUGCACCUCGACGGUGCCAAGCUCAAGGCGCUGGGCGUGGGCAGCUCGCAGGACCGCGCGGUGCUGAAGCGGAAGCUGAAGGAGCUGAGCCUGGCCGUGGAGAAGGAGCGCAAGGCCCAGGAGAAGGCGGAGAAGCAGCGGGAGAAGCAGAAGAAAAGGGACCAGGAGCAGCGGCGGAGCUAA
Messenger RNA from Nipponia nippon (crested ibis), 3270 nucleotides. The record is from RefSeq and is a predicted model, not a curated record. Lineage: Eukaryota; Metazoa; Chordata; Aves; Pelecaniformes; Threskiornithidae.